Nematostella vectensis (starlet sea anemone) is the source of this 469-nucleotide messenger RNA. Its product is annotated as macrophage migration inhibitory factor homolog. Gene Ontology annotation, molecular function: phenylpyruvate tautomerase activity. Lineage: Eukaryota; Metazoa; Cnidaria; Anthozoa; Actiniaria; Edwardsiidae. Bases 63 to 410 code for a protein of 115 amino acids. The record is from RefSeq and is a predicted model, not a curated record. The transcript is spliced from 3 exons.
CCUUGCUGUGGGUUGUCUGUGGUGUUUUGACUGUGCAACAAAGCAAAAGUUCUAUCGCAAAAAUGCCUAUCCUUGAGAUCCAAACCAAUGUUCCAGCAGCUAAUGUACCAGAUAACUUUCUGAAGGAGUCCACAACACUGCUGGCGGGUCUCCUUGGCAAGCCAGAGUCGUAUGCACUGGUUUGCAUUGAACCUGGCCUGAGACUGAUGUUUGGUGGAACAACAGAACCUGCAGCAAUUGUAAACCUUACCAACAUAGGCCAACAUGACCCCGCUACCACCAAACACAGAAGCAAGGUGAUAUCUAACCACAUACAGAAAACACUUGGAGUGCCGGCAGAUAGGAUGUACAUCAUCUUUCAUGACAAGCAAAGAUUUGAAGUGGGCUACAAUGGAGCAACCUUCCAUUAACUAGCUACAGCAAGAGUUACUGGACUGGAGGAUUGUGAAGAUGAAGACAAUCCAUAAAA